AGUUCAUCUCGAAUAUCGAGACCGAGAAUAGCCCGCGAGGUUUUUUCGUCCGCGACAGUUCUACUUGUUUUUAUUUUGCACCGAAAGUAUCAAAAAUAGUCUGGAUUACAUUUAAUUCGUGAUAAAUUGUGUGUGUUGCUAUUAAAUUGUGCUCUUAUGUUCUUUUUGGAUUACUUUUAAGUGAGAAAAUAUAAUUAAUUUCAGAAUGUGUGAACGUUGACGAAGAUGAUCCCGAUAAAAGCGGUAGUGUGGUUGGCAAACCUGUUAAUCCUAGCGGCAACAGGAGCCGAGCACGUCCGCCAGCUCGAAAUAUCCGAAGGAGUACCAGUAGGAACAAGAAUCGAUUUCAUAGGCGACGGUGCGUCACCCGACAGCGGUCCUCCUUAUUUAAUAGUACCCGUAACAAGCACCGUAGAAACAGAUCUAUCCAUCGAUCAUAAUACGGGAGAAAUACGAACUAAAGUACCUUUGGAUCGAGAAACGAGAGCUAGUUAUUCCUUGGUAGCGAUAUCGAUUGUAAGCGGUAACAACGUCGAAGUUAUUGUUAAGGUUUUAGACGAAAACGAUAAUGCUCCUACGUUUCCAGUGGCUGUGAUGGAUAUAGAAUUUCCGGAAAAUACUCCUAGAGAUGUUAAAAGAACGUUACAUCCAGCGCGCGAUCUAGAUCUCGAUAUUUACAACACGCAAAAGUAUAAUAUAGUUUCGGGAAAUAUAAAUAACGCUUUUAGACUAUCGUCUCAUAGAGAACGCGAUGGUGUUCUUUAUUUAGAUCUACAAAUCAACGGCGUAUUAGAUAGAGAAACAACAGAUUCUUAUACUUUAAUAAUUGAAGCGUUAGAUGGAGGUACGCCGCCUCUAAGAGGCGAGAUGACAGUUAAUAUAACCAUACAAGACGUCAACGAUAAUCCGCCGGUGUUUAAUCAGAGCAGAUACUUCGCUAGUAUACAAGAAAACGCUACGAUCGGUACUAGCGUGUUAAAAGUAACAGCUACCGAUGCCGAUGCCGAUGAAAACGCACAAAUUGAAUAUUUCAUCAAUAGAAGACAAAGCGAUAAAGAUAAUAUGUUUCGAAUCGAUUCUUCUACCGGUUUAAUUCACGUUAAUAAACCUCUGGAUUUCGAAUUGAAGGAGUUGCACGAAUUGGUAAUAGUUGCUAAGGAUCACGGUUUACAACCGCAAGAAACGACGGCUUUCGUUUCGAUAAAAGUGACUGACGUUAACGAUAACCAACCGACUAUAAAUGUUAUAUUUUUGAGCGACGACGCUACUCCGAAGAUAAGCGAAUCGGCUCAACCUGGUGAAUUCGUAGCGAGGAUAAGCGUCCACGAUCCCGAUUCGAAAACCGAUUAUUCCGACGUUAACGUUACACUUUCAGGAGGCGACGGUCACUUUGGUCUAACCACCAGAGACAAUAUAAUAUAUUUGGUUAUAGUAUCUCUACCUUUAGAUAGAGAAUUGAAACCUAAUUAUACUUUGAAUGUCGAAGCUACCGAUAACGGUAAUCCUCCUCUUCGAGCUACAAGAACCAUCGAUCUACAAGUAACGGAUAUAAAUGAUAACGCUCCAGAAUUCGAUCAGGAUGUUUAUAAGGCGAACGUUAUGGAAGUUUCGGAUCCGGGUACGUCGGUUUUACAAGUUAUCGCCGUCGAUAAAGAUGAAGGUAAUAAUAGUGCUAUUAGUUAUUCUCUUCUCGAUACUCCGGAUACGCAUUCGGGAUGGUUCCGUAUCGAUGCUAGAAGUGGUUUAGUGACUACGCGCGCUCAUGUCGAUUGUGAAACUGAUCCAGUGCCUAAAUUGAUAGUAGUGGCUACGGAUAACGGUUUCCCGCCGUUGUCUUCAUCGGCGACAGUGUUAGUGACUAUUCAUGAUGUUAAUGACAACGAGCCUAUCUUCGAUCAAAGCUUUUAUAACGUGUCCGUGGCGGAGAACGAACCCAAAGGGCGAUGCAUUUUAAAGGUUUCCGCAACUGAUCCAGAUUGUGGUGUAAACGCUAUGGUAAAUUACACCCUGGGUGAUGGUAAUACGAGAAAUAAAGAUUUUUCAGUUCGUUCCGAAUCUGGAGAAAUCUGCAUCAGUUCUACUUUGGAUUAUGAAAAAAGAAAUGUGUACGAAUUUCCGGUGAUCGCUACAGAUCGGGGAGGUCUAAGUACAACGGCAAUGGUGAAAAUCCAAAUAACCGACGUCAACGACAACCACCCGAUCUUCUACCCAUCGGAAUACAACGUUUCGCUUGGAGAAAAUGGAUCAUCUUCAUCGACUACGAUACCGGUAGUAAUAGUAGCAGCUACCGAUUCCGAUUCGGGUAAAUUCGGUACUAUAACCUAUAAAAUCGUAUCGGGAAACGACGCCGGUGUAUUUAGAAUAGAAAAAUCUACGGGGGAAAUAUUUAUUAAUAGACCUACGUUGUUAUCGGCUAGAGGACAACCGUAUCACAGAUUGAACAUCAGCGCCGUCGACGGGGGAAAUUUGAAAUCAUUGAAAGACGCCGAGGUGUAUAUCAGCGUUAUCGAUUCCACUCAAAGACCACCGAUUUUCGAACAUCCCAGGUACAUAUAUACGGUUAGUGAGAACGUUUGGAAAAAUACCGUCAUAGGGACCGUCAAAGCAACGGUAUUCAAUAACGUUGGCAGAUCCAACGUGAGAUAUUCCAUUUACUCCGGGGAUCCAGACGGUUUGUUCAGCAUAGAUAGUUUGACGGGCGUCAUAACUACUGCGUCAAAUUUAGAUCACGAAACCAAAUCUAGUGUUCUAUUGAACGUCCAAGCAACCAGUGGAGAACCACCAGUAUACGGACACACCCAGGUGAAUAUAGAGAUAGAAGACGUAAAUGACAACGCUCCCGAAUUCGAUUCGUCGAUAGUUCGUAUUUCGGUACCGGAAAACGUCGAAAUAGGUUCCCCUCUAUAUUCAGCCCACGCCAAAGAUAAAGAUUCCGGAAGUAAUGGAAUAGUUAAUUACAAAAUUAUCAACAAUCCUUACAGCGGUUUAUUUAAAGUCGAUACCAAGAACGGAGAUUUAACCAUUACCAGACGUUUGGAUUACGAAACGUCGCAAAGACACAGCUUGGUGAUAACUGCUACUGAUAACGGUGUUCCAUCUCUAUCUUCCAACUUAACUGUAUUGGUUGAGGUGCAAGACGUUAAUGAUAAUGCUCCGGUGUUUGAAAGGAGCGAAUAUUCUUUGAGCAUAUUGGAAUCGCUCGCAAUUAAUACUCAGAUACUUCAGCUUACAGCCAUUGAUGCCGAUAGCGGAAACAAUGCAAGAAUAACGUACAGACUUAUAACUUCGAAUUCAUCUCAUGAUACUGAUAAUCAAGAAACUUUCGGAAUUUUUCCCAAUAACGGUUGGAUUUAUCUGCGCGCUCCUUUAGAUAGAGAAAUAAAAGAUAAAUACGUUUUGACCGUUGCUGCAACUGAUAAUGGUACUCCAUCAGAAACAACCACUACAAAGGUGCUACUAGAAAUCCUUGAUGCUAAUGAUAACGAUCCAGUUUUUGGAAACGAUUCGUACGAAUUCAGUAUAGAGGAAAAUUUAGGAAGAGGCACUUUAGUCGGAAAAGUGUCGGCCACGGACGCGGAUAUAGGAAAAAACGCUGCCAUCAGAUACAGCUUGAUACCAACAAAUAGUAGCUUUCAAAUCAAUCAAAUCAGUGGUGAAAUCACUACAAAAGAAUCCUUAGAUCGCGAACAGAAACAGUCGCACGAUAUCGUCGUAGAAGCUAGAGACCAAGGAGUACCGUCUAGAAGUAUUAGAAAAACCAUCGUCAUAACAGUAUUAGACGUAAACGAUAACGCUCCGGAAAUAGUAGAUCCUCAAGAAGACGUCAUUAGCGUUCGAGAAGAGCAACCUAUCGGUACCGAAGUGGUCAGAAUAAGAGCUGUAGACCUAGAUAACGGUUCCAACGCUUCAAUAACUUACUCGGUUGUAAAAAAUCGAGAUUACGAUGGACAUAACGUAUUUUCCAUAGAUCCCGUAACUGGAAUUAUCAAAACUCGCGCCGUACUAGAUCACGAAGAAAAAACAAUCUAUCGAUUAGGUAUUGCGGCUACGGACGGCGGUCAACCUCCCAAAGAAACCGUUCGAAUUUUGAGAAUCGAAGUUUUAGAUUUGAACGAUAACAGACCGACGUUCACCAGCUCGAGUUUGGUAUUUAGAGUGAAAGAAGACGCUCCAAUCGGACACGUAGUUGGAUCGAUAUCGGUAUCAGAACCGACGCACGAAAAUUCGUUGAACGGAGCCGGAGGAUACGUCACUUAUACGUUAACUUCCCUAUCGACGGACGUUUUGAACGACGCUUUCGAUAUAGAUAGAAGCACCGGUACUUUAGUCGUCUCCAGACAAUUAGACAGAGAAACCCAAUCGGAAUACAAGCUAGAAGUGAGAGCUUUAGAUACUAGCGCUAUGAACAAUCCGCAAAGUAGCGCGGUUACCGUAAGGAUAGACGUCGCCGACGUCAACGACAAUCCUCCCAAAUGGUCCCAAGACCCGAUUACAAUCCAAUUGAACGAAAACACCGAUAUCGGUACUGCUAUAUACAAUUUCACAGCUUCGGAUCACGAUACCGGUACAAACAGCGAUCUACGAUACGGUUUAAUGGAACAAUUUCCACGGGACGGGAGUUUUUCCAUCGAUUCCUUAACCGGUACGUUGAUUCUAACCUCGAAACUCGAUUUCGAAACGACGCAAGAAUAUACUUUAAUCGUAUCAGCAACCGAUCAAUCUUAUAACGUAUCUGAACGAUUAACAGCUUCGGUUACGGCGAAAAUAUCCAUACUAGAUACCAACGAUAAUCCGCCGGUGUUUGUUACACCCUUAACGGUCGUUUAUAUUACGGAUACUACCAUCGUCGGUAUGACCAUCACCCAUAUCGUAGCUAUCGAUAAAGAUAGCGGCGAUAACGGUAAAGUCAGUUACGUUAUCACUAACGGCAACGAAGAAGGAAUUUUUUCUUUGGGAUACGAUACGGGAUGUUUGACUUUGGCGAAACCUCUAAGUGGUGAUCGAAAAAAUUUCGUUUUGAAUAUAACGGCCAACGACCGCGGCAGUCCCACUAGGAAAGCUACGGUGGAAUUGAAAUUGAUGGUUCGCGGUUCGGUGGAUAACGUUCCGAAAUUUUUGGAAGCGCAAUAUAUGAUCGAGGUGUCGGAAGAUGUCGCCGUCGGAUCUGUCGUGACGAAAAUGUCGGCCAAAAGUGGAUUCGUAAAGGAAGGACACAAUCUAACAUUCGUGUUACCUUCUGACGAAACUUUCGACAUAAUUUCAUCUACCGGUGAAGUUAUAAUUAAAAAACCCUUGGACAGAGAAAAAAUAGAAACCUACGUAGCUACGAUUUACGUCAGCGAAUCCUCUCACAAAACCACCCUAUUCGAUACGACGACGUUGGUAAUAAAAGUGACGGACGUCAACGAUAACUUCCCCAAAUUCCAACCGGGUUCUUGUUACAAACUAUCCGUGCCGGAAAAUUCCGAUACGGCCGUCAUUCACACGAUAGUCGCCGAAGACGAAGACGAAGGCGCCAACGGUGAAAUUUAUUACAGCAUAACCGGCGGCAACAUCGGAAAUAAAUUCAGCAUCGACGUCAAAAGCGGCGAAAUAUCUUCCAGACCGUUAGAUAGAGAAAGCCAAUGGAGAUAUUCUCUAACUAUAGUGGCUAGAGAUCGAGGGAAUCCGUCUUUACAGAGCGACUGCAAUUUGACGAUUUUCGUUGAAGAUCAAAACGAUAACGAUCCGAAAUUCGAUCUAUCCAAAUAUUCCGUAGCCAUAUCAGAAGACACGCCGAUCGAUACCUCGGUUUUAAAAGUACACGCUUCGGACGCCGACCAAGGAAUCAACGCCAGGAUCAUAUAUUCAUUAGCCAACGAAAGCCAUUGGUUAUUUCGGGUCGAUAAUAAAACCGGAGUUAUCACUACCGUUGGUUCUUUCGAUCGAGAAAAGCAGAGUACGUACAGUUUUCAUAUAGUAGCAACCGACAGUGGUAAAUACAACGCUAGAUCCCAAAGCGUUCAAGUGACCGUUAAAAUUUUAGACGUCAACGACAACAAACCAAUAUUCACCCAAUACCCUUUCAAACAAAAAGUCCUCCCUUACAUUCAACCCGGUCAAAUAAUACUUAAAGUAACAGCUAACGACGCCGACGAAGGCACCAACGCCGAUAUAGUUUACAGUUUAUCUAGAGGAGAUUCUUACGGGAAAUUUAGAAUACAUCCCAACACAGGAGUAUUGACAACAACGCAAAGUUUAGCUAGCAACAAAGGAAAAGUGAUCUAUUUAAACGUACAAGCGACCGACAAAGGAAAUCCGUCGAGGAGUUCGUCCGGUCUGGUGGAAAUCACCGUCGGCGACUUGCAAGACGGUUCGCCGGAACUGAAAUUCCAAAACGAUACUUAUACGAUACGAGUAGCCGAAAACGCCGAACAAUUCACCGAUAUCGUUCAAGUAUCCGCUAUAAGAACCGACGGUAGACGCCAGAAGAUAUUAUACAACAUCGGUAGCGGUAACGAAGAUAAUAUCUUCGUUAUUAAUUCCGAUAGCGGGAUAAUACAAGUGCGCGAUUCCAAAAAUCUCGACUACGAACUACAUAAAACUAUCGAAUUAACGAUAGAAGCCAAAACGGAAGGUUCGCCGUCUUUGCGCGGUUAUUGUAAAGUCGUGAUUCGAUUGACCGACGAAAACGAUAACGCUCCGAGAUUUACCCAACAGCGGUACGCCGCCAGCGUCUGGGAGGGUAAUAAAAAAGGGGAAUUCGUUUUACAAGUCAUCGCGUCGGAACCGGACGAAGGCGCGAAUUCGCGAAUACUGUAUCAUAUAGUGGACGGUAACCACGAUAACGCGUUUAAAAUAGAACCGGCGUUUAGCGGUAUAUUGAAAACCAAUAUCGUAUUAGAUAGAGAAAUUAGGGAUUUGUAUAGAUUAACUGUGAUAGCUACCGACGAAGGGGUACCGCAAAUGACGGGUACCGCGAGAAUCCGCAUCGAUGUUGUCGAUAUUAACGAUAAUCAGCCGACUUUUCCGCCUCACAGUAUCAUUACCGUUAAGGAAGAUACUUCCGUCGGAACGGUAUUAACGAUCGUAAAGGCUAACGACGUCGAUACCUAUCCGCCGUUGAUUUAUAAUUUCGCUAAGGAUAAUUUCAAAAACGAUUUGCAGUAUUUCAGUAUCGAUAGGUAUAGCGGUAAAGUGGUAUUGAUGAAAAAUUUGGAUUUCGAACUUUGGCGGGAAUGUAAAAUCGGUAUAGUAGCAUCGGAUACGGCGCAUUCGGCUCGAACUACUUUGACCGUGAAAGUUGACGACGUCAACGAUAACGCUCCGGUGUUCUUACAAUCGUCGUACGUCGCCAGUUUACCGGAUGGUAAUUCAUCACCCCUUAGCGACAUUCUCGCUUUAAACGCUAGCGACGCAGAUUCCGGCGAUAACGCAAAAAUAAUUUACUCCCUAGUAGAUCCGUUACCGGGUUUUUCCAUUGACGCAGAAGACGGUAUCCUACGAGCGAAUAUUUCCACGUUAUCCCAUUUGAACGAAGAUAUUUUACUAACCGUAAAAGCCACAGACUCAGGAACACCACCACUACAUACUUUGGUGUCAGUUAAAGUAAAAACCAACGGGGGCGUCGCUACCGGCACGAAAUCGUCGAACAAAAUGGAUUAUAAGGUUAAUAUACCGGAAAAUACGACCAUAGGAAGUUCCGUUAUACAUUUAACGAAACCAACGGACGCUCUCUUUAAAAUCGUAGAAGGAAACGAAGAAGGAAUAUUUGAGGUUAUAAAUCCAUCCGGAGACGUAGUUUUAAUCAAACCAUUAGAUAGGGAACGACAAGAUUUUUACAAUUUAAAAAUAUCCAACGAUAUUUCGUCUACAUCGAUGAUAAACCUCAAAAUUGAACUAGAAGAUUCCAACGAUAAUCCGCCGAUUUUCCAAAUCAUCGAUCACGAAAAAACCAUCAGCGAAAAUCUUCCGAUCGGUUCAACAAUCGAAACUAUAUCAGCAACCGACGCGGAUUUAAUCAAUACGCCGAAUUCUGAUGUUUAUUACGAAAUUACAUCGGGAAACGACGAAGGAAACUUCGAAAUACAUCGACGAACCGGAAUAUUGACGGUGAACAAAACUUUGGAUUUCGAUAAAGGAAACACCCGGUAUAACAUUGUUAUAAGAGCGUGCGAUCGAGGCGUACCGAUUCUAUGUACCCUUAAUACGUUCACGAUAAAUUUACGCGACGAAAACGACAACGAACCCAAAUUUCCCGUAACGGAAUAUUUGGAAUUCGUUAAAGAAAACGAACCCGUCGGUACGGCGGUAUUCACCGCACGAGCUACCGACGCCGAUAAAGGACCGUUCGGACAAUUAACUUAUAGUAUAAUACCGUCAUACGGACAAUUAGACAAUUCCUGGAAAUUGUUUAACGUCGAUAAAAUCACCGGUUUAGUUACCACAUCGACGGUAUUCGAUUACGAACAACGUAAUAAAUACAAUUUUAUAAUACAAGCGCGAGAUACCGGCGGUAAAUCGACAUCGAUCAAAACUCGAAUCGAAAUCGAAGGUAAAGACGAAUUCCAUCCGCAAUUUACCGAAAGAACGUACAAAUUAACAUUAGCUACGUCUUCGAUUUUACCGAUCGGUUAUAUAGCGGGUCGAGUUACCGCUACAGAUCGCGAUAAAGGUCCCGACGGUAGAAUCGUAUAUCAAUUGGCAACGCAGCAUCCUUAUUUCAAAGUUAACCGUACCACCGGCGAUAUAAUGAUCAAAAAGAAAUUAGAUUACUCCGAAUUACCGAUUACCGGUAGAGAAAUAAGUUUAAUUAUAACCGCUACUUCAGGUCGACAGGGUUCUUUAACGAAUACUACAGUAGUGGAAAUAAUUUUAGAUCCCCUAGCCGAUCCGGGUACUAAUCUAGCGAUAAACGGCGAUAUAAAUACUUCGAUACCGUCUACCGGCGGCGGUGGAAUCGCCGAUUGGGUAAUGGGGCUAUUAAUAGCUUUAAUAUUACUCGUUAUAACAUUCGGCGCCGUAUUCGUCUACCUACAUAUGAGAAAUAAACGUAAUAAAAAGAUAAAUAAACCUACUUUGGGUAACGAAGCCGUUUCGUCGUCGAAUAAUUACGUCGAUCCGAGCGCUUUCGAUACGAUACCGAUUAGAAGUCGAGUGGGUUCGUUACGUAACGGUAAUAAUCAAUUUGCGCCGCCGAAAUACGACGAAAUCCCCCCGUACGGCGCGCCGCAUCCGGCUAGUUCGAAUUCCGGCGCGGCGACUACUUCGGAAUUAUCCGGAUCGGAACGAUCCGGUUCGAGCGGUCGGGGUUCGGCGGAAGACGACGGCGAAGACGAAGAGAUACGAAUGAUAAACGAAGGACCUUUACCUAGAGAUCAAGGAGCGUUACAAGACGGCGACGCUCUAUCGAAUAAUUCUGUUAGAAAUACGCAGGAAUAUUUGGCGCGAUUGGGUAUUGUCAAUAAUAACGUUUCUAAUUCGAAUAGUAAUAAUAAAACGGUACCGCCGAUGGAUAUAUUCGACGAAGAAGUCGGUACGGAAAACGAUAUAACGAAUUUGAUAUACGCCAAAUUGAACGACGUCACCGGCGGCGGUAAUAGCGAUCGCGUCAGUUCGACUAACGACGGCGGUAUGAUGAACGGUUACGGCGACGUCGCCGCCGUUACGCAUCAACCGUCGAUGAACGGUUCAUUGAGUUCGAUAGUGCAUAGCGAAGAAGAAUUGGCGGGUAGUUAUAAUUGGGAUUAUUUGUUAGAUUGGGGACCUCAAUAUCAGCCGUUGGCGCACGUUUUUUCCGAAAUAGCGAGAUUGAAGGACGAUACAGCGUCGGUGCAUAGCGGGGCGAGUGCGACGUCUAGCGUUAAAAGUAAAAAUUCGGUAGCUCACGCGAAAAGUGUUCCGCCGCCGUUGAUAACGAGCAUAGCGCCGCGUUCUAUAGCGAUGCCGGUUUUGAAUAGUAGGAGCGCCGUUCAUCAUAAUCAAAUGAUGUUGUUACCUAGAUCGCCUAUUAGUCACGAUUUGGCGGGCGCUACUUCGACGGCGAUGUCGCCGAGUUUCUCGCCUAGUUUAUCGCCGUUGGCUACUAAAUCGCCUUCGGUAUCGCCUUUAGUGGCACCCGGAUUGCCGGCGUCUCAUCACGUUAUGGCCAGACAGACGGCGUCUAGGAAUAAAUCUGUCGUUGAUGCGGAACUGAGGAUUUGAUUAGUGAUUAGUGUAUGUGCGUGUGUAGGUAUAUAUAUAUAUAUAGCGUUUUGGCUGUGUUGCGUUUUACAGACUGAUAGAAUUGAUACAAAUUAUUUUGAAAUAGCAUUUUUCAUCUAAAAUUGAUUCAUUCCGUGAAUGAAUUUUUUUGAGUAAUAACAAAGUUUCCUUGGAUAUUUGUUGUUCCUAAAAAUUCAUAAUCUUAUCGAAACGACAAAACCCGUUGAGGUGCAUUGAAACUUUCUAAAAUCGUUUUAUUUGAAGGUUUAGUUAGUUUCUUAUCAUUUUGAUUUUUUUUUCUUAUGAAACUUCGUCAAAUGACCUUGUAAUCCCCUAUCGGUCACGUAGAUUAACAAUUUUUUUUUCAAUCCUGUAACAAUUCUUGGUCAUUUCUUAUGCACUUCAGAUAUUUGCUCAACCACUUUUUCACUUAUAUAACGUUCUCUAAUAUCCUUUUAUCUCUUGUUGUGAUACCUCCAGGUCGUCUUUUAACUACUUUCAGUCUUGUAAUAUCUCCAGGUCUCUUCUAAUCAUUCCUUGCACCUCCAGAUCUUUUCCCCACCACUCUAUUUGAAGUAUUAGUUCUUUUCAUAUCGUUUAAGAACUUUCUUACUGAUAUAACGUUGUCUAAUAUCCUUUUCUCUCUUGUUGGGAUACCUCCAGAUCAUCUUUUUACAGCAAAUCUUCUCAUAACCCCUUGUUAUGCCUACAGGUCUUUUCUUAGCCACCUUCAUACUGUUUCUAUACUUUUCACUCAUUCUUUUUUGUCUAACUCUACGUAAUGUCCUUUUGGUCUUUCGUGUGAUACUCCCAAGUUCUUUUUUCACCACUUAAAGAAACAAAUUCUUCUCUCAGUGUUUUAAGUCUCCUUCUAACCAUUUAAUAUUGCCUCCAGAUCUUUUCUUAUGUAAAAAUUAGUCAUCUUUAUAUUAUGUUUGUACUUUUCACUUAUUUCUUUAUAUCUAACUUUGUCUAAUGUCAUUUUAUUCCUUCUUGUGAUACCUAUUUAUAACCAUUUGAUCUAAAUAUCUAUCUUUUUGUUUUUUGAUACCUUCAAGUUUUGUUAUAUUAUUUUCUCUAUCACUUUUUCCCUUUUUUUCUUUUUAUAAAUAUGUCUAACCCCUUCUGGUUUCUUCUUUCAAUACCUCCUGGUUUUCCUUCAACCACUUAAGACUAAAUCUCCUUCCUUUUUGUCCUUUAAUACCUAAAAGUUAUAAUAUUUUUUCUUCUUUCCAUAUUGUUAUACCUCCUGGUCUUUUCUCAAACAUUUUAUUGAAUAAUUUAGUCACUUUCACAUCUCCAAAUUUUAUUUUAAUCGCAUUUCUCUUUUUUAUUUUUUGGUGUACCUCCAAAUCUUCACUCCAUCAAUUUUUUUUCAGAAUUUCACUUAUUCUUCUUCAUAUAAAUCUGUAUUACUUUUUCCUUUAAUACAUCCAAGUCUUUUUUAACCACUUUUUUAUCUUGCUUUAUAGCCUUCAUUCAACCAUUCAUUCUUCUAUUUGUCUACCUUGUAAUAUCUUCAAUUUUGCUUCUAACCACAUUCACUAAAUCUUGUAUUCACUGGCUUUUUACAUGUUGUGAAAAAUGGUAGUCAUCUUGUACCAAAAAAAAUUGUAUUAAAUUUCAGUUGGAACAUGAUAUUGUGUGAAAAUAACUAUCAACUGAAAAAAUUGGAAUAUUUCGAAGGAACGAUGUUUUUUUAAUGAAAAUAGCUAUUUUAAAAAAUACCAGAAACCAUUUUUUUAGUUAGUCCAUGUUUUAAUGUUUGUAAAUAACAAAUAAAUGCUCAUAUAGGUAGCAGCGCUGCCUGCCAUUCUUAGCCAUACAAACAACUAACAGUUUUACUUUUUAUUUUCCCAACAAUGAAAAUAAUUCUUUGAUUUUUCUAAUUUUGAUCUUAAUAAAAAAAUAAUGAUUUUUCUUCCUUAAGACUCCUUUUGUCAUUUGUUCAAAAUUUUGAAUCGAAGAAUAUUUUCAGUGUACUGUUGUAUGUAGGAUUUAAAUUAUUUUUGUACAAAUAUUGUAAAUUAGUUUUUUUUGUAUUAUUUGUUCAUUCACAAUGUAAAAAAACUAUUAGUCAAAUUACUACGUUUUUGUAGAAUUUAUUUUCUGUAAUAGAAUAUUUUUUUCCAUACCUGUACUUAAUCGACUGAAAAAAUACUGAUUUUUAAUCGGGUUGUAAAAAUGUAAAGUAUAAAUAAAUGAAUUAU
This is a messenger RNA of Diorhabda carinulata, 12392 nucleotides long. It is a transcript of the gene ds, whose product is annotated as protein dachsous. Gene Ontology annotation, cellular component: plasma membrane. Gene Ontology annotation, molecular function: calcium ion binding. Bases 226 to 10182 code for a protein of 3318 amino acids. The record is from RefSeq and is a predicted model, not a curated record. The transcript is spliced from 13 exons. Lineage: Eukaryota; Metazoa; Arthropoda; Insecta; Coleoptera; Chrysomelidae. Gene Ontology annotation, biological process: homophilic cell-cell adhesion.